AUGUUAGCUGCGGUCUCUGUCUUCAAAGAGCUUGCGUGUAUUUCAGAAGGGAGGGACUUGCAGAUCCUCACAAGGAACUUCGCCUCCACUCAGUUAGAUGAAAAGGUAAUCCUUGGAAUAUUCGGUCCAGAGCUGGUUUAUCCUAAAAGGCUUCCUCUGAUACAGAAGCGAGAUGUUUGGCAGAGCCGUGGCGAUGACUUACAGGAAACUUAUGAAGAAGAACUGUUGUAUGAAAUAAAGCUAAAUAAAAAAAGCUUAAUACUCCACCUUUGCAAGAACAGGGAGUUCCUAGCCUCAAAGUACAGUGAGAUGUACUACUCCGCAGAAGGAGAGGAGUCAGCAGCCAUCCUCAGACCACGGUGUCUUGGGGGAUUCCUGUGUCUCUUCUCUGAAACUUCCUUCCUCGUGGGACUGCCAGACCUCCUUCCAGCUUUUGCAAGCAGCUUCCGAAAGUGUUCAAUCAAACAUGCACUCUGCGGCCUUCUAACCAAAGAUGACGUUAUUCUCCUAAUAAAAGAUCACUGCUUUUAUCAAGGAUCCAUCAUACAUGAGUUUGAUUCUGCUGUCAGUAUCAGCACAUGUAAUGGUCUGAGGGGGUUCUUCAGGGUGAGUGACCGAAGGUAUCUCAUUCAACCAGUGAAAUAUUCAGAUGAGGGAGAACAUUUGGUGUUCAAAUAUAACCCAAAGAUGCAGUAUGCUGCCAAUUAUUCUUGUACAGAGCUCAAUUUUACCAGGACAACUGUUCCAAGGGCUAACCCUAAAUCUAUGGAAGACUCCAAAGCGGAAAUAUUCCAUAAAGAGAAAUAUGUCGAACUGUUCAUUGUUGCUGAUGAUAACAUGUGUCGCAGGAAUAAUCAUCCUUACAGCAAACUGAGGAACUGAAUUUGGCGUAUGGUCAAUUUUGUCAACAUGAUUUAUAAAACCUUGGACAUUCAUGUGACAUUGGUUGGCCUUGAAAUGUGGACAAAUGGAAAUAAAAUAGAACUAGAUUCAAAUAUAGAAACUACCCUAUUGUGUUUUUCAGCUUGGCAAGAAAUGAUCCUUAAAAAAAGGAAGAAUUUUGAUCAUGCUCUGUUACUCAGUGGGAAGUGGCUCUGCACACACGCCCAAGGAACUUCUUAUCCAGGGGGUAUAUGCCUGCCCUAUUAUUCCUCCAGUAUUCUUAAGGAUCUUUUACCUGACCUAAUUGUAAUUGCAAGCAGACUGGCACAUCAGCUGGGGCAUAACCUUGGGAUGAAGCAUGAUGAAUAUCCGUGUGUUUGUACUUUGGAAAAAUGCACAAUGAAUAGUGAUGGAAGCAUUCCUGCACUAAAAUUCAGUAAAUGCAAUAGAGACCAGUACUUGCAACACCUGAAGGACUAUAAGCCAACAUGCGUGUUCAAUGUUCCAUUUUCUGAUGAGUUAAAUGAUUCCCCAUAUUGUGGAAACAAGAAGUUGGAUGAAGGAGAAGAGUGUGAUUGUGGUAAUUGCCAGGAAUGCACUAACCCUUGCUGUGAUGCAAACACAUGUUUGCUGAAGCCAGGAUUUACUUGUACAGAAGGAGAGUGCUGUGAAUCUUGUCAGAUGAAAGAAGCAGGGUCCAUACGCAGACCGGCACAUGAUGAAUGUGACUUUCCUGAACUGUGUACAGGCCACACUUGUGGCUGCCCUAAAGACCAAUUCCAAGUAAAUGGAUUUCCUUGCAAGAAUGCAGAAGGCUAUUGCUUCUUGGGGAAAUGUCCCACCCGGGAUGGCCAGUGCUCUGAAUUAUUUGAUGAUGAGGCAAAAGAUGGUCCUGAGAUCUGCUACAAGAUGAAUACAAGGGGAAAUAAGUCUGGAUACCACAAAAACAAGGAAAGCAGAUUGAGUCCCUGUGAAGAGAAAGACGCCAAAUGUAGAAAGAUACACCACACCGGAGGGCAACACUCCCCUCUCCUUGGAGAAGAAAAAACUUAUCAUUUUAAGACGGCUCCAAAGCAAAAUGACACUACUGAACGCAAAACCUUGUUUUUAUACCACAAUUCUAAAGAUUGAGAUUUUGGCCUGGUUGCUGCUGGAACAAAAUGUGGAGAUGGAAUGGUUUGUAACGAUGGUGAAUGUGUGAAUAUGGAAAAGAUCUACAAUUUAACCAAUUGCUCCUUUCAGUGCAAUGAAAAUGCUGAGGAUGGCCAUGACCUUGAGUGCCAAUGUGAGGAAGAGCGGGUACCCAUGGGCUUGGAAGAAACCUUAAAUGUUACCAAUAAUUCCAUCCUGGUUGUUGUGCUUGUCCUGGUUAUUAUAGGGGUUGGUGUUAUCAUGUUAUUAAUUCGUUACCAAAAAUGUGUUAAGUUGAAGCAGGUUCAGAGAUAUGCCCCGCCUAGAGAUACACAGGGAAUAGAGAAUAAAUCAUACUUUGGUGAUGAGCAGCAGACAAGGACUGAACCAAUAUUACCUGAUAUUCAUCCCUUACACAAACCUUCAAGUAAAGACCCCAGAGGAAUCACAGAUCCCAAUGAAAAUGACAAAGCGGUGGUGACUCCAUGCUUGCCCAUACUUCUCACCCUCGGCCCUCGAGACUCCACCUACACCCCUUUCCAAUGCGGCCAUUCUCUGCUGCAUUGGUAGGGAUUCUUCUGCCCAAUGCUUCCACAGAUGAGAAGGCCUCUUCACAGCGUGUUCCUACCGGUCCCCUUGUAGAGGAACCCCGUUCUCUCCCUGGUUACGGAGUCAGUUGUGACUUGUGGCCCUAAUACUUCUGACCCUUGUCACCUGCGGGGAUUUAAAUCCUUUCCCUAGAACACAGGAAAGUCCUCCUGUUGUGAAUGGAUAGACCUACAGUCUGGCUUCCAUACUGGCUAC
Molecule: messenger RNA, 2817 nt
Organism: Manis javanica (Malayan pangolin)
Lineage: Eukaryota; Metazoa; Chordata; Mammalia; Pholidota; Manidae
Source: RefSeq, a predicted model, not a curated record